This is a messenger RNA of Diceros bicornis minor, 3109 nucleotides long. Its product is annotated as serine/arginine repetitive matrix protein 3-like. The record is from RefSeq and is a predicted model, not a curated record. The transcript is spliced from 4 exons. NCBI's taxonomy places the organism in Eukaryota, Metazoa, Chordata, Mammalia, Perissodactyla, Rhinocerotidae. Bases 1 to 1722 code for a protein of 573 amino acids.
AUGGUGGGUGGCUGCGGCUCAGACGCUCCCAGGCUGCUUGGAGAAGGUGCUAAGCAGCCUGACACCUUUCAAGAAACAGGAGGAAAACAUUUCCUCGGUCUGAAUCCGAGACUACACAAUUUGCAUCAGGAAGAAGGGAAUGAGGGGGCCAGAGAAGGGGGAAAGGAUGAGGGGGGAGGAGUCCAGAGAAGAUGGGGAAAGAAGACGAACACCGCAGGACUUGUCCCUCCAACGCUGCUUUUAGAGGACAGAGUGAACGCCCAGCGCGGCCCGCUGCUGCCCUCUCACUGCGGCCCGGGAGCCUGCCCUCCCCAGGGCCUGCCGGGCCCCGGCCCCGCCACCCGCCCGCCCCGCCGGGCCGCCCCUAAUCGUUGCCAGCCCCAGCGCCGGCCCCGCCACAUCUGGCUGCGCUUUGCUGUCAUCCUCGCCUCUCCACACCGCCUCACCACCGACAAGAAGGAACAACACCCCGCAGCAACUCGCCCAGCCCUCCCCCACCGUCCACUCCCCCUGAACUCGUUCCAGCGCUCGGCCUCGCCGCUCCACUUACAGCCCGGGACGGCUCUGCCGGCGGCGCGCUGGGGGACAGGGACGCGCUCCCCGCCCGGCCUCGGGCCCCGCACCCCGAGCAGAGCAGCCCCUCCCCAAGCGGGCUGCGGAAGGACUGCCGCCUCCAGAGCGUUCCAACACUCCCGAGCAAAGGAGCAGCGGGGGGACGGAAGUGCGAGUUCUGCGGAUCGAUUUCUGCAGAGGGGAGGUGGGGAGAGGGGGCGCAGCCCGAGAAGCGCGGGUCCCCCCCCGGCCCGCCGAACAGAAACAAACAGCCCGGCCCAACUCACCCGCAGCCCCCCGCCACCCCCAGCACCCACCGCCGGGCAGGAGGCGCCAAGCAAACAGGUCUCCGGGGCCCGGCACAGAGGCACAUUGUUCGCUCCUGCGGCUCUUACCUCGCUCGGCGAGAGCGCCCCGGGGGCGGGCCGUCUGGCGCGGGGGCCGCGCGGGGAGAGGCGCGGAGCCCAGCGGCGACCCCGGCCGGCGAGGGCCGAGGCCGGCUGCGAGCGGGUCUCCGGCCGCCGAGUCCGCGCGGGAGGCAGCGCCGCGGCUCGGCGCGUCCUCCUGCUCGGCCGCCGCCGCCGCCUCCUCCAGCCAAGCAGCCAGCGCCGGGCGGCUCCUGGGGUUAGGUCAACAUUUUCCCGCAGUGUCCCGCACGCCGCUCCGCCAGAGGGGUCUUUGCCACGCGCGCACACACCCCCGGACCGCACUCUCCCUUCGCAAAACCAGCAAUUCGGGGAUCAGAGCGAAAGGGGUGGCGGGGGCAGGAGCCCGACAGAGGUGCGCAGACUUGGGAGUCCCCUCGGAGCGGCGGCCGCGGGAGGGGCGCGCGGCGGCGCGACGCCAACUCAGUGUGUCCGGCGAAGCCCCUCGGCCCGCCGUGCGCGCCGACCCUGCGGCCCGGGGCGGGAGAGCGCGGCGGCCCCUCCUCACAUUGCGGGGCUCCGGGCCGAGGCUGAGCGGCGGUCUCUGCCCCACGAAAGGCUGACGGCGAGGACUCGGGCUCGGGCAGCAGGGAGGUGCAGGGAAGAGCCACGCCACGCACAGCAGCGGCGGGGAGAUGCCCCCCAACAAUCCCAAGGAAUUCUCCGUGUCAGCAAACAGCCAGGCAGCGCCCACGACGGACCCCAGCUAAAGAGAACAGACCACGGCGAGGCAGAUCAUGCUUGAAAAUGUUUAAAAGCCAGUUAAGUGUCCUCUGCAUACGAGGAAAAUCAAACCUGGAUUUUUUUUUAAUUACGAAAUUUCUGAGCUGAAAGUGGCGAAGUUUUCAGUGGCGUUUCUAAAUCACUGAUUUUACUCAUGAAUGCAGCCAUCAAUUAAAGAAGCAUGUUUGCGUUGGUUUUCAAGAAAAACUGACUCUCCAAGAUUUAAAACCUCUAGAAAAUAGGAUGAAACUUGAGCUUCUUUGCUUUCAGAAACAAUAUGUACUUUCUGUUGCUGCGGGUAUGUUGCAGUCAUCAUACUUCAGAAAUCAUUUCAAACAACAAUGUUAUUAAAAUGUCAACAGCAGAUUGAGCAAAAGACAUGAAGACUCUAAAUACCUAUGAGUUUUUUGUCACAAAGCCAGAUAUUUGUAGUACUAAAGUAAAUCCAGCUAUUGCUCAAGUUUGUUCUCGACUUGUAAGAAAUAAGUUAAAAGUAAAUGUGCAAAUAACUGAAACAUGGUCUUUUGGUUGGUUCAUUAUAAUUCUCAAAUUAAAACAAGAAUACUUGAUCAAAUUUCUUUAACUUAAUGUAUUGAUGUUUUAAUACUCUCACCAUUCCGAAAGAUAAGAGGAACCACUUAGAACAUUUGUGCUUUAAUCUACGUACACACAUCCGUUUGGAAUUUCUUAGAUAACAUAAUUCAAAUAUUAUCAAUGCAGGAUAUAAACUAGUCUGAAAAAAACACACUUGUGCAGAGCUGGUGUGAAACCUUAUUACAUACUUAAGUUUUUACAUCUGUUGAAAUUUAUAUGUACAACAGCUCUAUCCAGGAAAAUUAAAUCAGGCUACUUUAAAGUAGUUGAAACGAAGGCGGAAUUAUAGAAUUCUCAGAUUUCAAAGCUCAUUUAUAUCAUAGUCUCUUUUGGAAUUUAAAAUUAUUUUAUCCAGGAUUGUAAACCAAAAUAUGUCAAACUAAUAAUAAUUUGCAUUCACUGAAAAAUUUUAGCCCUUUCUUUUGUUCAUCUUUGAAGGUUUUUCACUCAUCUGGGCAGGAUUCACCAGAAGCCCCAAUGAGUGCAUAGAUUUGUCUAAUCCUAUUUUCUUUUGGGAGGCAAAACUUGGGCUGAAGUUUUUAUUUAGCAAGCUUAGUAAGUCAUCAAUAGAAAUUUUUGCCUGAAUUAAGCUGGCCAUAUGUUGGCUCAUUUGCUUAUUUAUUUAACUCUCUCAGAAAGAAUCUAUGGAGGAACCCACUGUCUGCAUUUCAUACGUCUGACAUUUCUUUGAUGCUCAGGACAUGAGUGAGUCACCCUCCACUAUGUUCCUAAAGAGACUACAUCACAAAAAAAGGAGGAUGCACGGGAGGGGGAAGAAGUUGCCAGAAGGGGGUUAAAACUAUAGGGAGUGGAAA